This is a messenger RNA of Chrysochloris asiatica (Cape golden mole), 1271 nucleotides long. RefSeq names its product hepatic leukemia factor (gene HLF). Lineage: Eukaryota; Metazoa; Chordata; Mammalia; Afrosoricida; Chrysochloridae. The record is from RefSeq and is a predicted model, not a curated record. The coding region runs from base 188 to 1075 and encodes 295 amino acids. Gene Ontology annotation, cellular component: nucleus. Gene Ontology annotation, molecular function: RNA polymerase II cis-regulatory region sequence-specific DNA binding; DNA-binding transcription factor activity, RNA polymerase II-specific. The transcript is spliced from 4 exons. Gene Ontology annotation, biological process: regulation of transcription by RNA polymerase II.
UUUAUAAAGAUAUAAGUGAUUUUUUCUCUCCUUGUUUCCACCGCCUUGAAAACGAAUACUUUUGGUAAAGAACGGAGGACACAGCUCAGCAACAUUUUGGGGGGCGAUUGGGUUUUGGGGGUUUUUUUGGUGGCUUUUUUUUCUUUCUUUUAAAGAAAAACAAACAAACAAACCAGAGUGCAUCGCGAUGGAGAAAAUGUCCCGAGCGCUCCCCCUGAAUCCCACCUUUAUCCCGCCUCCCUACGGUGUCCUCAGAUCCCUGCUGGAGAACCCGCUGAAGCUCCCCCUUCAUCACCAGGACGCAUUUAGCAAAGAGAAAGACAAGGAGAAGAAGCUGGAUGAUGACAGUAACAGCCCGACAGUCCCCCAGUCGGCGUUCUUGGGGCCCACCUUAUGGGACAGAACCCUUCCCUAUGACGGAGAUACUUUCCAAUUGGAAUACAUGGACCUGGAGGAGUUUCUGUCCGAAAAUGGCAUUCCCCCCAGCCCGUCUCAGCACGACCACAGCCCUCACCCACCCGGGCUGCAGCAGGCUUCCUCCGCUGCCCCUUCCGUUGUGGACCUCAGCAGUCGGGCUUCCGUACCCAUUCACCCCGGCCUCCCGUCCCCCAACUGCAUGCAGAGCCCCAUCAGACCAGGUCAGCUGUUGCCAGCAAACCGCAAUACACCAAGUCCCAUUGAUCCGGACACCAUUCAGGUUCCGGUGGGUUAUGAGCCAGACCCAGCCGAUCUUGCGCUCUCCAGCAUCCCUGGCCAGGAAAUGUUUGAUCCUCGCAAACGCAAGUUCUCUGAGGAAGAACUGAAACCACAGCCCAUGAUUAAGAAAGCUCGCAAAGUCUUCAUCCCUGAGGAUCUGAAGGAUGACAAGUACUGGGCAAGGCGCAGAAAGAACAACAUGGCAGCCAAGCGCUCCCGCGACGCCCGGAGGCUGAAGGAGAACCAGAUUGCCAUCCGGGCCUCCUUCCUGGAGAAGGAGAACUCGGCCCUCCGCCAGGAGGUGGCUGACUUGCGGAAGGAGUUGGGCAAAUGCAAGAACAUACUUGCCAAGUACGAAGCCAGGCAUGGGCCCCUGUAGGCUGGCAUUUUUGUGGGCUGGCUUUUGAAUAGAUGGACAGUUUGUUUCCUGUCUGAUAGCACCACACCCAAACCAACCUUUCUAUCAUCAGCACUUUACCAGAGGCAUAAACACAACUGACUCACAUAUUGGUGUGCAUCUGCGCGUGUGUUUGUGUGCUUGUAUGUGUGUGGUCAACUGUGUGUGUGUAUGCGUG